Messenger RNA from Folsomia candida, 1456 nucleotides. Its product is annotated as sorbitol dehydrogenase. Gene Ontology annotation, cellular component: mitochondrial matrix. The record is from RefSeq and is a predicted model, not a curated record. Gene Ontology annotation, biological process: D-sorbitol catabolic process. The coding region runs from base 251 to 1309 and encodes 352 amino acids. Lineage: Eukaryota; Metazoa; Arthropoda; Collembola; Entomobryomorpha; Isotomidae. Gene Ontology annotation, molecular function: RNA endonuclease activity; L-iditol 2-dehydrogenase (NAD+) activity; single-stranded RNA binding. The transcript is spliced from 12 exons.
UGCACUUGAGAAAUUGAUAAUUGUUCAUGCUGCUAAAGGCUGCUCAAGUAAAAAAAAUCCUUGUUGUACACUUAAAUCAACCUGAUCAGAAAGCUCAUAAGGAGUGACGUGGAGAAAGCUUUCACCAUAAACUCGGUUGAAUUGUUGAAUAGCUUGGCUGUAGAAAGGUUGUCAUUUGCUGUGGACAUUUUGGCAGAUAAAGUACUCCACAUUUUCAAGCUCAUCUCCCACAAAUAAAUAAUCUGACACCAUGGGCGGCGGUGCUGAUGACAAUCUUACUGCGAUUUUAUACAAGCAAGGAGAUCUGCGUUUGGAAAAUCGGCCUGUGCCUGAACCAAAUGAUGAUGAGGUGUUGCUUCGAAUGGCCAGCGUAGGCAUUUGUGGCUCGGAUGUUCAUUAUUGGACGAAUGGGCGAAUUGGCGACUUUAUUGUUAAAGCCCCAAUGAUUAUCGGCCAUGAGGCCGCGGGCGUUGUUACCAAAUGUGGAAAAAAUGUGAAACAUCUUAAGCCAGGUGACCGAGUUGCGAUUGAGCCUGGUGUGCCAUGUCGUAGGUGCGACAGUUGCAAGUAUGGGAGGUAUAACCUUUGCCCGGAUAUUGUGUUUUGUGCAACGCCACCAUGCCAUGGGAAUUUAUGUCGUUAUUAUACGCAUGAUGCUGCCUUCUGUUACAAGCUUCCAGACCACGUUACAAUUGAAGAGGGUGCACUACUAGAACCUUUGUCCGUUGGAGUACAUGCCUGCAGGCGAGCGGGGGUUACUCUGGGAAGUGUUGUCUUAAUUUGUGGUGCUGGACCAAUUGGAUUAGUUAGCUUGUUGGUUGCUCGGUCUAUGGGGGCGUCCAAAAUCAUUGUCUCUGAUUUGGCUGAAAACCGCCUUCAAGUCGCUAAAGAGUUGGGAGCUGAUCUUGUCUUGAAGGUGGAUCCUUCGGCAAGUGGCCAAGAUUUGGCACUACAAGUCGAGCAAACAUUAGGCGUUAUGCCCAAUAUUUCAAUUGAAUGCAGCGGAGCCGAAUCAAGCAUAAGGCUUGCAAUUCUUUCUACCAUAUCUGGUGGCUGUGUUUUACUUGUUGGAUUGGGGGCACCUGAAGUAAAACUUCCUGUUGUUAACGCUGCUGUUCGGGAGGUUGACAUUCGUGGAGUUUUCCGCUAUGCCAACUGCUACCCAGCAGCACUUGCCCUCGUUGCCACUGGGAAAGUCGACGUGAAAAAGCUUAUUACUCAUCGUUUCAAGCUUGAAGAGACUCUGCAAGCCUUUGAAACUGCAAAAACAGGGGCUGGAGGGGCCAUUAAAGUAAUGAUAAGCUGCUGAGUACUUGCUUUGGAUAAUGCAGUACCCAAUUGGUUGAAAUUAUUCUUAAAAAUAUGGCUUUUCACGUGCAAAUAUUAAACAUUUCAUGUUACAAACAUGUAAGUAUAUACUAUUAGUUUGAAAAUAAAUUACACAAUUAAUUCAACA